GGAGAAUGACGAAUUGCAAGACCUGGAGGCGAUACGCGAUAAGAUUCUCAGCAGCCCGCGUGGCGAGCAUAUGCAAAUGAGCGCCUGGGAGGACGACGAUGACGGUGUGGAGGCGGAACGUAAUGCGAAAGCGUAUCUUUGUGCCUCCAGAACCUGAUGCAAAGGCGAUACUGAGCGCUGCCGAGGAGGGAAAUCUGGCGAGAAUUAGGAAAUUACUGAGCAAAGACCGUCUCUUACUGGACUGCACGGAUAAGGACGGCUAUACUCCGCUUCACAGGGCGUGUUACGGCAAUAAUGUGGCAGUUGUGGAGUAUCUACUUGAAGCUGGAGCGAAAAUAGACGCUAAAACUCAAGACGAAUGGCAACCUUUGCACUCUGCGUGCUGUUGGAACAACACGGAAUGCGCCGAGACCUUAAUCGCAAACGGAGCGGACAUUAAUGCAAAAAGCAAGGGUGAUCAGACACCUCUACAUCUGGUUUCCGCUAGUUCGCACAACUCCCCGGCCCUUCAGCUUCUUCUACUGCAUCCCGACACGAAUCCCUACCUGGUUAACUCGAGCGGAGAUACCGCAGAUCAGAUUGCGAGGAGGACGACAAAGUAUUAUCCUAUGUACGAAAUAAUUGAGCCUUGCUUAAAUGAGAUUUAAGAUUAGUAUGACGUUAAGUUGACGAAUUUCGGAGUACCGUUGCUGAGACGCUUAGAUCCCUCCCAAAUGAGAACGGUGGAGUCUU
Molecule: messenger RNA, 732 nt
Organism: Temnothorax curvispinosus
Lineage: Eukaryota; Metazoa; Arthropoda; Insecta; Hymenoptera; Formicidae
Product: ankyrin repeat domain-containing protein 49-like
Exons: 4
Coding region: 99-647 (182 amino acids)
Molecular function (GO): protein binding
Source: RefSeq, a predicted model, not a curated record